AUGGAGACAUAUGUUGAUGCAAUUGGUGUGGACACGGCAGGCACAACGACGGAGACGGCAGAGAAGAAGCAAAAUAAGAAGUUAAGGGUCAUGGUUGCGAUCGAUGAAAGCAAGAACAGUUUCUAUGCGUUGGAAUGGGCAGUGGAGCAUCUGAGAGAUGUUAUUAGAGCCGAACCGGAAAACGAUCAAGAAGGCGGUUUACUUACGUUGGUUCAUGUUCAUCCAACGUACCUUCAAUAUAUCUACCCUGCUGGUGGAACCGUAGCUGCGGCGGUGUAUGCGACAGAUUCAGUACCGGAACCAAUGAAGAAAGCACGAGAAGAGAGCACGACCAGAUUGUUCACACGAGCAUUGGAGAUAUGUCGUGGCAAAAUGGUGAAGACGGAAACGAUGAUAUUGGAAGGAGAUCCUAAGGAGGUGAUCUGCCAAGCUAUCGAGGAAACUCACGUGGAUCUUCUUGUUGUUGGUAGUCGUGGACUCGGCAUGAUCAAAAGGGCCUUUCUAGGGAGUGUGAGUGAUUACUGUGCCCAACAUGCGAAAUGCCCAAUUCUCAUUGUACGACCACCCAGAGAAGCCUCAACUAGUAAGCAGCAGUAA
This is a messenger RNA of Microthlaspi erraticum, 597 nucleotides long. NCBI's taxonomy places the organism in Eukaryota, Viridiplantae, Streptophyta, Magnoliopsida, Brassicales, Brassicaceae. The record is from the annotation of a GenBank genome assembly.